Messenger RNA from Moneuplotes crassus, 1276 nucleotides. NCBI's taxonomy places the organism in Eukaryota, Ciliophora, Spirotrichea, Euplotida, Euplotidae. The record is from the annotation of a GenBank genome assembly.
AACACAGCCUUAAAUGUUGAGAGUAAUGAGGAUGAGAGUGGCCUCUAGGCCCACUUCCACCAAUGCAUUCCAGAACAACUCAAAAAUGAUUGGUUUCCAAUUGCUAGCUCCUUCACAAGCAGCUUGAAUCAACAAUAAACUUGGAUAUACUCCUUCCAGAGGGUUUUUCUGGGGAAGCAAAAAGGAAGAAACAAAAGAUGAAAUUAAAAUUGAGCAAGAAGUCGUAGAAGAAGUCCAAGCUAAUGAUACAAUCUCCGACCAAGUCAUUGACAUUUCUGAUUCCGCUUCCUCCUCUCAGGGAACUAUUUUCGAAACUAUUAUCAAAGAUGCUCCUCAAGUGACACCUGAACCCUCAUAUGAUCAUCAAAAUGCUUUCCAAGCAUUUAGAUGGUAUGAUGAAACAGAUACAGCAAAUAUUCUUAAUGCUGUUACUCCAACUUACACUGACAAUAUCAUUGAUGGAGGAUCGACUUAUGGGUUCUGGGAACUUCUCGAAUAUUUAGACGAUAUUUUCUACAACCAAUGGAUCUAUUUAGCAGAAGAUUGAGGCCUCGGGCUUGGAGGUGGUCUCCUCGCAACCUCUUUUGCUGUCAGAGUUUUGUUCCUCCCUCUUCUUAUGUAUUCCCAAGCAACUGGACAAAAGAUUAAACUAUUGACCCCAGACCAGAAUGAUAUCCAAGAAAGAAUGAAAAGACACAUGAAGACAGGAAAUAGAGAGGGAGCCAAAAUUGAGAGACAGAAGAUGAAGCAGCUCCGUUCUAAACAUGGAAUUUACCCUGCUCUUUCAUUCCUCAACAUAUUGCAGUUCCCAAUUCAUAUGGUCUUUAUCUCAAUGAUUAAUAGGCUGUCAUACAACUACGAUAUUAAGCCAGCAAUUUUAUCUGAUGGUUUCCUCUGGUUCCAGGAUCUUUCGUCCCCAGAUCCUUAUGGAAUCCUUCCUAUUAUUGGAGGAAGUGUGACUCUUCUCAAUAUAAUGUCUACCUCAACCACCAAUGUAAGCCCAAUGAUGAGAAGGAUGAAGAGGUACAUGUACUUCUUGCCAUGAAUGACAAUCCCAAUAUGGAUGACAUUCCCAAGUGCAUUCAACAUGUACUGGAUGACCUCCUCUCUCCUCCAGCUGGUAGUCCUCAAUCUCUUCAGAAAUGACAAUUUCAAGAAAAUGAUUGGAAUUCCAAAGUACUUGCCUGGUACUAAACUUGAGAGGCUAAAUGCCAUCACUCCCAAGACAAAAGUGAUCAAGCCACAGCUAAUGAGAUAAAUAGUUUCAGUUGAGUAA